Solanum verrucosum is the source of this 915-nucleotide messenger RNA. RefSeq names its product photosynthetic NDH subunit of lumenal location 1, chloroplastic. Gene Ontology annotation, biological process: photosynthesis. The transcript is spliced from 7 exons. The record is from RefSeq and is a predicted model, not a curated record. Gene Ontology annotation, cellular component: extrinsic component of membrane; photosystem II oxygen evolving complex; photosystem II. Lineage: Eukaryota; Viridiplantae; Streptophyta; Magnoliopsida; Solanales; Solanaceae. The coding region runs from base 89 to 769 and encodes 226 amino acids. Gene Ontology annotation, molecular function: calcium ion binding.
AAGAAAAAAUGAUACAAAAGAAAAGUGAUUGUAUUAGGAGAAAAAAUAAACAUGUUCAGCAAAAAUAUAGUGAUUUUUGUCCACAAAAAUGGCAGCUACUUCACUCUCAUUGAGUCUUGGGCUUCCAUCAGCAGCAGCCAACAAUUUGAAUAGGCAUGGCUUACACAACAUUACCACAUGUUCGGCAUCAGAAAACACGUCCCCUAAUCAACAGAGAUGUUUGAUGAGAAGGCCAUUUCUAUUGGGAGCAGGGGCUCUUUCGUUGAGUUUAUUACCCGCUACUCCCCUUUUAGCUCAAGGAGUACCGGAGAACUAUGAAAUCUUUGUUGACAAACGAGAUGGCUAUUCAUAUUAUUAUCCAUCAGAUUGGAGGGAAUUUGAUUUCAGAGGUCAUGAUUCUGCAUUUAAAGAUAGAUAUCUACAACUGCAAAAUGUGCGACUUAGUUUUAUACCAACUGAUAAAUCAGAUAUCCAUGAUUUGGGGCCAAUGGAAGAGGUUGUACCCGAUCUGGUAAAACACGUUUACUCUGCACCGAAUCAGGUGGCAAAUAUAAUGGAAAUGAAGGAGAGAACUACGGAUGGGAAAAACUAUUUCACCUUUGAAUAUGUGUUGACAUCUCCAAAUUUUUCGCGGGCAGCAUUUGCUACCAUAGCAAUUGCAAAUGGGAGACACUACACACUAAUUGUGGGAGCAAAUGAAAGGCGAUGGAGAAAAUUCCGUAACAAACUUAAAGUGGUGGCUGAUUCAUUUCAGGUGCUGGACAUUUAGAACUGCUCAAUAAAGCUGGCAAUCAUACAGUCUUGUUGAAUCAAACAGAAUUGUCUAUAUAUCCUCUUGCAAUUUGUUUAUCGAACUACAUUACAAGGAAUGUUUCCGGCUAUCUCAUAAGUAAAUGAAAUCCCCUUGUAGUUGAA